Messenger RNA from Myxocyprinus asiaticus (Chinese sucker), 2722 nucleotides. Its product is annotated as forkhead box protein L3-like. The record is from RefSeq and is a predicted model, not a curated record. The transcript has 3 exons. Gene Ontology annotation, molecular function: DNA-binding transcription factor activity, RNA polymerase II-specific; RNA polymerase II cis-regulatory region sequence-specific DNA binding. Gene Ontology annotation, biological process: regulation of transcription by RNA polymerase II; anatomical structure morphogenesis; cell differentiation. The coding region runs from base 1 to 693 and encodes 230 amino acids. Lineage: Eukaryota; Metazoa; Chordata; Actinopteri; Cypriniformes; Catostomidae.
AUGUUUGACAACUCGCAAUAUCCUUAUAACUGUUUUAACUAUGAUGGCGAUGGAUACCCCUCAUGUGGCUCAGAUGAAGAGAAGAAAGUGUGUCGACCGGCUUACAGCUACAUUGCACUAAUAGCAAUGGCUAUACAACAGAGUCCGGAGAACAAAGUUACCCUAUCAGGAAUCUACGAGUUCAUCAUGAAGAGAUUUCCUUAUUACAGAUCCAACCAGAGGGCUUGGCAAAACUCAAUUCGUCAUAACCUUUCUUUAAACAGCUGCUUCAUAAAGGUGCCCCGAACAGAAGGUAAUGAGAAAGGAAAAGGUAAUUACUGGACGUUUGCCACAGGCUGCGAGUCCAUGCUGGACCUCUUUGAAAAUGGCAACUUUCGCCGCCGCCGCCGCAGACGCAACUUAAAAAUGGGCCUCAAGGAGCCAAUGGAACCUUUUAUUGCCAUGGACAUUUAUCAGGGUGCUGUAGUAAGAUCCAUGGAUUCAGAUUCUCUCUGCCCUGUGAACACUAGUCGUAGACCGGCCCAAAUCAACCCACCCCUCAGCAAACCUGAGCCUGAGAUCAAAUUUAGCAUUGACUACAUUCUCUCCACUCCGGACCCUCUUCCUGGGUUCAGAGCCACUAACAGAGUAGCUGGAGCUGUGAUCCAUCACCUGGAGCCACAACAUCUAAAUCUACACUUCUGGACCAUGUAACCAAAACUAUUCAAUCUGAGAGAACCUGUAGAAUGCAAAUCAGUAUAUAUCCAGAUGUUGAAACUGUUUCAGAAAAGAAAGAGAAAAAAAAAAACGUAAUGUAGUCUAAUAGUUCAUAUGACUUUCUUUCUUUUGUGGAAUGCAAAAGGUGAAUUUCUGUAGAAUAUCCUGGUCACUCUUAUGAGUGAGGAAAAGAGAAUGGGGCUUUCAAGCCACAAAAUGAUUUAAAAAAGCAUAAUAAAGUAUAAUAAACAUGGUCCAUUUGGCUAUAUUCAAAGUCUUUUGGAGUGCGGAUUGAGUGACAGGAUAUUCUUCAAAAAUUAAUCUUUGGUGUAUUACAAAGAAGAAAGUCAGACAAACGUGUUUGGAAUGACAUGAGGGUAAGUAAAUAAUUACAGCAUUUUCUUUUGUGGGUGAACUAGUCCUUUAAAGCUUCAAUAGUGUGCAAAAAGUCUUGUAAAUUUUCCCAUAUUGCAAAUUGGCUUGUAGGCACAUACAGUAUGUUGUGUGCUAGUGCUCUUGUCAGUAGGUCUGCUCAAUUCAUGGUUCAUGUCAGCAAAAUUUAUAAAUAAGAAUACACACUUACAGUAGAUAUAACAGUAACAGUGUUGGGUGUAAUCCAAUUACAAAGUAAUUAGUUACUGUAUUCUAAUUACUUUUUAGUCAAAAAAGUAGUGUAGUGUACAUUUUAAAUUCUUGUAACCAGAUUACAGUUAUAGACUUUCAAUUAAUUUAAUUACUUUUAAGUGCAUUAAAGGGUUAUGCUUAUUUCUAAUAUAUUAUUUAUGUAGAAUACAUUAAUUAUGGCCCUGUAAUGAGUUGUGAAAGAGAAAUGUGAAGUGCUGAGUGUAUGACUUGUGUGCAACAAUGAACAAGAAAUAUAUACAUUAUUUUGAAUAUGUUAAGCGGAAAAGUGUUUUAGAAAGUAAUUAAAAUGAAAGUAAUUAGUAAUGUGAUUACUUUUCCAAUUAUGUAAUUAGUAAAGUAAUCUGAUUACAAGUUUAGAUAAAUUAUUAGUAAUUUGUAGAUUCAUAUUUUUAAGUAACGUACCCAACACUGAACAGUUAGUUAUGAGUAUAUAAUUAUUCAGUGAAUAAUUAUUGGAGUUCAGGAUAUACAUUAGCUGUUUAUUAUUAUACACCAUCUUCUCAUCGAAAGCUGUUAAAACAGUGUGCACAGUUAAUGCUAACUUUGAAAAGGUUGCUUUGUAUAUUGCCAUGAAUUAUAGGCACUUUACAAUCUUUGAUAGCAAGCUGAGAAAAGUAUAGAAACAGGAGCAAAACAGGGCGAACCAGUUUAUUUUUGUUAAAUCAAUCCAUCCCGACGUUCAAUGGACCCUUUUCAUAAACAGUGGUGACGCAUCUCUGCCCUAAUUUAGCAGCAUAAAUCUAGCAAACAUUUUUUAUUUUUUGUUAAUUAUUUAAUGUAAUUUCCUAACAGUAUUCUUUGUGUAUUAUUACCCUGGAAUUAGUGUAAUAAUAAAAAGAUUUUAAAAAGAACAGCUGCCACGGGGUUUCAAAUACAGUUUUUGAGGGAGUAAGAGUAAAUUUGGCAUCUUUUUUUGGUGCUGCACCAUUUUGUGGACACGGAUAUGUAGUUAUUGUAGUGUUCACAAACAAAUGCAUGAAACAUAGCUAUAAGGGUUAGUUUAAUCAACAUUGCCUGCUUACUGUAGGAGGGCUGAGUGACUCUAUUGUUUACAUAUGUUGUUUAUAAUGUGUAUCAUUGGCCCUUGACAGUCUGUGAUCCGUAUCAAUCACUGAUAGACUGAGCAAAUGCUCCUCUGGCCAACAGCAAUGUAUUCUAGCUCUUAAAGCCCUCCCAGGGGUGUUUAAUGAUUUUUAAGGAUUUGUUUAGGAAUCUCUCUCUCUUUUUUUUAAUGCAUCUUUAAAUGGUGGACAGUGCAAAGGUUAUUUCAGAAUAAGAGUUUGUCCGCUCUCGUGACAUUUUAAUAGUUCAACUGAAAUCUAACGUCACUAAUUGCUCUUGUAUACUGCUACAUACCGGCCAUUGUUGCCUAUAGUGUUAA